Molecule: messenger RNA, 1043 nt
Organism: Loa loa (African eye worm)
Lineage: Eukaryota; Metazoa; Nematoda; Chromadorea; Rhabditida; Onchocercidae
Product: oxidoreductase
Exons: 8
Coding region: 45-1043 (332 amino acids)
Source: RefSeq, a predicted model, not a curated record
UUGCAGGUUUUCUACAAAUAUCGGAAUUUAAGGGUAUUCCUUGGAUGGAGGCUUCGUUUGUAGAGUCGUUGAAUGUAUUUGACUGCAAAUGGAUUUUCAUUAUUAUUAUAGUGACUGCACUUAGGUUUUAUUUCAAAGGCGCUCAAUUCAGAGAACGCAAUACGGCGAAAGGCUUAGUAGCGGUUGUAACAGGCUGUAAUUGUGGUAUAGGAAGAGAGAUUGUGCGAGAACUAAAUCUCCGUGGAGCGAAGGUGUACAUGUUGUGUCGUAGUGAGGAACGAGCUCAGAAUGCUGUUAUUCAGCUUGUUAAGCUAGGUUGUAAUCCGCGCCGACUAUUAGUCAAAGUGGUUGACCUUGCUCGGUUUAAAUCAGUCAAGGUAGCGGCAGCAGAAAUCAGAGAAGAAGAAGAUCAUUUGGAUAUUUUAAUCAAUAAUGCUGGUAUUAUGUUGUAUCCAAAGUUUAAGUUGACCGAUGAUGGUCAUGAACUAGUCUGGCAAACGAACUAUCUCGGACAUUUCUUACUCACUGAAUUACUGCUACCUCUUCUUCGAGCUGCUCCUACUGCACGUGUUAUCAAUGUUUCUGCAUUAGCCCAUUUCUAUGCAGAUCCUAUUGAUUUGCAACUCAUUGAUCGUAGAGAAGGUUGGGAUUCGCGACAAUCAUAUUCUAAGUCGAAACUUGCUAUGGUUAUGCAUGCGUUUGAAUUGACUAGACGAUUACGAGCAUGUGAAGGGUCACACGUAACGAUAAAUGUUUGCCAUCCUGGACUAUGCAAUACACGACUUAUGCGCUAUACACCACUAGCACGAAAACCGCUGAACUAUCUCACUGCACCAUUCAGAUGGUAUUUGCUGAAAACUCCGAAAGAUGGAGCCCAAACCCCACUUUUUUUGGCUUUAUCGAAAACUGUAAUCGGUUCUUCAGGACUCUACUACAGUGAAUGCGCACCAAAAUCAUUCAUUGAAAUGGUGGAUUGGGCGAGAAAAUGUGCCGAGCUGUAUGAUUAUUCGUUGCAUGCUGUCGGUUUUGAUGUAAGAGAUUGA